AUACUUGAAAACUAUAAGCAUCCGCAUUCCUUCGACGGCAACAGCCACCAGUGCUCGCCCGUAAUAGCGAUACUUGCCAAGUCACCGCCACGAGUGUCUAUCUCUUCGCUUCAGCAUACGGCCUUAUACGGUGCGGACGGCGUGUAACAUUCAGUCCUAGCUUGACCUUCUCUCACCCAUAGACACAGGGACGUGUCAUUGGCUGCUGUGUAUUAUGGGCUGGUACACCGCUGCUGUCUGCACGAUAGUGCUACUCGUCCUUCUGAGAAUAUACAUGAUUCUACCUGGAAAUCCUCGUGGUAAACGUAGUCUCGGGUCCGUUGUAAGGAGACCAAGUACAGAUACGUGCAGUCUGGCAAUAUUUCUAGGCUCAGGUGGCCAUACAAGUGAGGUCUUGAGUCUCGCUUCCGCACUGGACUUUUCCCGCUACUCUCCACGGACCUAUCUAAUUAGCGAAGGAGAUACCCUUAGUAUCCAGAAGGCUGUAUCCUUAGAAACUUUAAAAUCCGCCGAUACUUCGAAGCUCCAAGGGCGAAGUCAGUGUGUCCUCCUGACCGUUCCUCGCGCCAGGCGUGUACACCAAUCACUUCUUAUGACCCCACCUACGGCACUUUUAUCCCUCCUAUCUUGUGUCUAUCAUGUCACGAUUACGCCUUUACUCAGAACCGAACGUUUCCGGCGUCCAUUCGCCGACGUUCUUAUUCUCAAUGGCCCCGGGACUUGUGUCAUUCUUUGUGCAGCUGUCUUUCUCAAUAAAUUUCUCGGACUACCGGCUCCCAAGCUGAUAUAUAUCGAGUCGUUUGCCCGUGUGCGGUCACUAUCUUUCUCUGGAAAACUCCUCCGUCCAUGGGUAGAUUGCUUCAUUGUUCAAUGGCCAGAUCUUAUCCAAGGCCAAGGCCGGGAAAGAUACCACGGUUGGCUGGUUUAAUGAGGCGAAGGAAUGAUUACAUGUUGGUGCAAUGCGUGUUUUCAUUAAGCGGGUCAUCGAAGAUUAUCGGUGCUUUCGUAAGGUACGGCAUACCAAAGAAAUCUUCUGAUUCCGUAUCGAAAGAGCUGGUUUAUGCCGAGUUGCUGGAACUAACAUGCUUGAACUGACAUGUGCUGCAAUGAACCUGACCUGCAACCGGUGUGCCACAGCACGUUCACCUUUGCUCACCAAUGUGUUCUAGCCUGUGGAAUGUUCUGUCCGUCAUGUUCGGCAUGUGUUAUCGUGGAACAUCAUGUAGAACGUAUGGUGACAAAAGAAAUCUCAGAGCAUUGCUUCCAUUCAUCGAUUUCUUGGCAUGUCAAACAUCAUUUUCCAGUUGAUAUUAGGCGGCAGCUUCAAGUAGUUCAUAGUACAGAUAGAUAGGUAACGAUAGGUCAAGCUUGGUCACCGUAACUCAGUGAUAGCGAUGACUGUAGUUAC
Molecule: messenger RNA, 1408 nt
Organism: Serpula lacrymans var. lacrymans S7.9
Lineage: Eukaryota; Fungi; Basidiomycota; Agaricomycetes; Boletales; Serpulaceae
Product: glycosyltransferase family 1 protein
Exons: 6
Coding region: 215-928 (237 amino acids)
Biological process (GO): dolichol-linked oligosaccharide biosynthetic process
Cellular component (GO): UDP-N-acetylglucosamine transferase complex
Source: RefSeq, a predicted model, not a curated record